AUGGAUUAAGAAAUUAAUAAUUUCAAUCUACCUGAUAUCAGAGAUAAAGAUGAUUCAGAUGAUCAUGAAGAUUAUAAUCCAUUUAUCUAUCAUCAUUAAUAAGAAGACUAUCAUUCAUUUGAAAAAAUAUUUUAGAAUCAUUUUGAUAUUAUUAAUAAUAGAUGGAUUACAAUACCAAGAUCUAAAAUCUAUUUAUUAAGAUCAGCUAUGCAUAAAUUGAAAAAAUGGUUACUUUAUUUAAGAUAAGAGCAUAAUAUCAUUUAAUCUAUCAUUAAAUAAAAUGAUGAUCUCAAAAUACAAUUAAAAAAGAACCAAGAAUUAUAAUCCAAUCAUUAUCUAGUUGAAUAACAAAGAAUGAAUCAAGUAUUUCUAAAUAAAUUAUUACUAAGUUAUAUGAAGAAAUUAGAAAUUUAAGAUAAGAGUUAAAAGAUAGAGUUUAAUAAAUGAAUGAUCAAAUAAAAUAACUCAAAGAUUCAAUUGGUGAAAAGGAUAAAAAGAUUUAAAGAUAAGAGUUGACAAUACAACGAUUGAAUGAUGUAAGUAAUGGAUAUGAGAAUCAAAAUAAAGGGUUAUAAUAAUAAAUAAACAAUUUGCAAAAAGAUUUUACAUAUUUCAAUAAUAUAAAAAGGUAAGGUUUCAUUGAUGAGAAGGCAUUAGUUGGUGGAAAUAUGAGUACUUUUGAGUUGAUAUUAGCAUCUAAGGUUAAAAAUAAACUAUUAUAAUUCUUAUCGUUAAAGGAUUAUCAAAAUCUAAUGAUUUGCAACCGUAAAUUAUAUCUUUCUUUAAUAUCACAUAAUACAAUCAUUCCUCAUGCUGUAAAUUAACUUAGUUAUAAAUUUAAUCAGUAAUUUAAAUUAUUGUAAAAUGUGAAUGAGGAAUUCAAAGUAUUGAAAUUAAAAACAUCAUAUAAUAGAGUGUUAUAAAAUAGAGUGAUGAUCCUAAACUUAGAGAGAUUAUGAUUAAGUAGUUUGAAUUAAAGGUUAAUUUCUCUGAGUAUAUCAUUCCUACUUUACGUGAAUGUUAAUCUUUGAUAGAUGGAGAUAAUUUUAUAGGAUUAAAAAAUAAUCAACACAAUAAAGAUUGUAAACUAUCAUUAUUAAUUUAGUGAUGGAUCUUUUGGAAGGUUAUUUAGCAUAAUAAUCUUAAAGUUAUUAGGCAGCAUUACAGAGUUUAGUAUAAGACAAAUUCCCUUGGAAUCAAUUCUUUCCUAAAACUUAAGCUACUGUCUAAUAAGUUUAAUUAUAAAGAAAAUAAUUUCCAACAUCUUCUUAAAUGUUUGCUUAAUAAAUAAUCACAAGAUUGUAUGAUCUUAGUACAGUCUGUGCUUAGGACUCUUCAAUAUUUGGGAUGUUUUUAUCAUAAUUAUAACGUUGUUUAGCUUCAUUAUUUGUUUAUGGUUAACAUUUAACAUAAGAAGUUAAUGAUUUAUAAUCACUUAAUUAUUAUAUAAUGACUAAGUUUUUCUUUUUGUUAAAAGAAAAGAAAAAUAUUGAAGAUUAAUAUGAAGAUUUUAAAACAUAAUUAGGACUAUAUUAAGAUGCAAAAAGAUUUUUAAAGUAAUUUAAUUAAUUAAUAUUAUAAGUGAAAAAGUAAAAGGUUUAGAAAAGAUUAUUGAAGAUAAAAAUGAAAGAAUAAAUAAUUUAAGUUAAUAACUUUACUUGAAAGAGAGUUCAUUAAAAUAAAAUUAAAUAGUUGUUUAAAGAAAUAAUGAAUCUAUAAGAUUAUAUUAAGAUAAAUUAAAAAUAUUGGCAAGAGAAGUAAUGGAUGUAAGAAGAAAAUAUAAGAAUACUUGUAUGGAGUAUAAUGAAAUAGUUUCUAGGUUUAAUAUGUUAAAAAUAUAAUUGGAGAAAAUGGAAAAGCAAUAAAAGAAUUGA
This is a messenger RNA of Paramecium sonneborni, 1874 nucleotides long. The record is from the annotation of a GenBank genome assembly. Lineage: Eukaryota; Ciliophora; Oligohymenophorea; Peniculida; Parameciidae.